GUACCUACCAGAAAAUUUGAAGAGAGAGAACAUAAAGCUUAUACACCCCCACAGAGUCUCGUACAGGCAAGAAAAACCUACAAUGGCAUCAUCAACAAGAAACCCUCUACUCUCUUCAGACUUGUUUGGUUCCAAAGUCUUGCUUUCUCCUCCAACUCCUAAAACAACUAAAUCCUCCUUCCUUUUGUCCAAGAAUCUCCUAAAAAUAGUAAAUAAAAAGAAAUCUGGUUCUUUUAAAUCCCUUCAAUCACAAGCAACCAUAGCUGCUGCCUUACUCUUCUCUUCUUUAACCCCUCAAGCCCUAGCCAUUGACAACCCAGCACCACCACCUACUCCUCCUCCGGUUAUUGAAGCCCUUCCCACCAAACCAUCUUCUCCUUUCGCUCAAAAUCUUCUCGUUACAGCCCCUAAACCCCAGUCUGAGUCAACCUCUGACCUUCCUGAAGGUAGUCAAUGGCGAUACAGCGAAUUUCUAAAUGCAGUCAAGAAAGGGAAAGUGGAAAGAGUUCGUUUCAGCAAAGAUGGUUCUACCCUCCAACUCAGCGCCGUAGAUGGCCGUCGUGCCAGCGUUGUUGUCCUUAAUGACCCUGACUUGAUUGACAUUUUAGCAAGGAGCGGUGUUGAUAUUUCGGUUUCCGAGGGAGACUCAGGGAAUGGGUUUUUUAAUGUUAUUGGAAGUCUUUUUUUUCCGAUUCUUGCUGUUGCUGGAUUAUUUCUCUUGUUCCGACGGGUUCAAGGUGGGCCGGGUGGGCCCGGUGGGUUAGGUGGACCGAUGGAUUUUGGCAGGUCGAAAUCGAAGUUUCAGGAAGUGCCGGAAACCGGUGUGUCGUUUGCUGAUGUGGCCGGAGCUGAUCAAGCUAAAUUGGAGUUACAAGAGGUUGUUGAUUUCUUGAAAAAUCCUGAUAAGUAUACAGCUUUAGGAGCUAAAAUUCCUAAAGGAUGUUUGCUAGUUGGGUCGCCAGGGACUGGAAAGACAUUGUUGGCUAGAGCUGUGGCAGGAGAGGCAGGGGUGCCGUUCUUUUCAUGCGCAGCCUCGGAGUUUGUUGAGAUGUUUGUUGGAGUUGGAGCGUCGAGAGUGAGAGAUUUGUUUGAGAAAGCCAAGUCGAAAGCACCCUGCAUUGUGUUUAUUGAUGAGAUUGAUGCAGUUGGGAGGCAGAGAGGGGCUGGACUUGGAGGUGGGAAUGACGAGAGAGAGCAGACUAUUAAUCAGUUGUUGACCGAAAUGGAUGGAUUUUCAGGCAAUUCAGGUGUUAUUGUAUUGGCUGCUACGAAUAGACCUGAUGUUCUUGAUUCAGCUUUGUUGCGACCGGGAAGGUUUGAUAGACAGGUUACAGUCGAUAGGCCUGAUAUUGCUGGUAGAGUCAAGAUUCUUCAGGUGCAUUCUAGAGGAAAGGCACUUGCAAAGGAUGUGGACUUUGAAAAGAUUGCACGGAGGACCCCAGGAUUUACUGGAGCUGAUUUGCAGAACCUGAUGAAUGAAGCAGCCAUUGUUGCAGCUAGGCGUGACCUUAAGGAAAUAAGCAAGGAUGAGAUUUCUGAUGCUCUGGAGAGGAUAAUUGCAGGACCGGAAAAGAAAAAUGCUGUUGUCUCGGAUGAAAAGAAAAGGCUAGUUGCCUAUCACGAGGCUGGGCAUGCCUUGGUUGGUGCACUUAUGCCUGAGUAUGAUCCUGUAGCCAAGAUAUCCAUCAUUCCCCGUGGUCAAGCUGGUGGUCUAACAUUUUUUGCUCCAAGUGAGGAAAGGCUCGAGUCUGGAUUGUACAGUAGAAGCUACCUGGAGAAUCAGAUGGCUGUUGCACUUGGUGGAAGGGUUGCCGAGGAAGUAAUAUUUGGUCAGGACAAUGUCACUACAGGAGCAUCCAGUGAUUUCAUGCAAGUUUCACGUGUGGCUAGGCAGAUGGUAGAGAGAUUUGGGUUCAGCAAAAAGAUUGGACAGGUUGCCAUCGGCGGAUCUGGUGGAAAUCCUUUCUUGGGACAACAGAUGUCAUCCCAGAAAGACUACUCCAUGGCGACUGCUGAUGUGGUGGAUACAGAAGUAAGAGAGUUAGUGGAGACGGCUUAUUCAAGAGCCAAGCAAAUCAUGACAACUCACAUUGACAUCCUCCACAAGCUCGCGCAACUCCUCAUAGAAAAAGAAACUGUCGACGGAGAAGAGUUCAUGAGUCUCUUCAUUGAUGGAAAAGCUGAACUAUAUAUUGCCUGAUUGCAAUUCUGAGUACCAAACCAUGUUGUAUUGUAUAAGUUUAAAACACAUACAGGAAGAUCAAUAUUUUUGUUCUGUGAAUUUUGGAAUAACAAGGCUAAGAACUUGUAGAGUCAA
Messenger RNA from Populus trichocarpa (black cottonwood), 2317 nucleotides. RefSeq names its product ATP-dependent zinc metalloprotease FTSH, chloroplastic. Gene Ontology annotation, biological process: proteolysis. The record is from RefSeq and is a predicted model, not a curated record. Gene Ontology annotation, cellular component: chloroplast thylakoid; membrane. The coding region runs from base 83 to 2200 and encodes 705 amino acids. Lineage: Eukaryota; Viridiplantae; Streptophyta; Magnoliopsida; Malpighiales; Salicaceae. Gene Ontology annotation, molecular function: ATP binding; metalloendopeptidase activity; ATP hydrolysis activity. The transcript has 5 exons.